CAAUUUCGAAUCAAUUCGCGGGAAAUUGGCAUUCAGUUUUUCCUUAUUUUUCCUCAAAAAAAUAGUUUAAUUAAUUAAAAAUCGAUCAAAAAUUAUGCAAAAAUAUGGAAACGCCGAAAAGCAACUCAAGAAGACUCAACCCGCGAAAAUAUCAUCCGACUCCGAAAAUGUCGGAACGUAAAAAGGCCUUGUUUACUCCAAAAUCCAGUGAAAAAUCUCCCUCAAUAUCGUCCUAUCGCGAAUGCAGUGAUGACGACUCAGAUUUGGGAAUAAUGAGUCCUUUGCAGCAUUCUUCCAGUUCAUCAAAAUACGAUUCUGAUGAUUCGGGUCCGACGUCAUUUAAAGAUGUUUUGAACAGCAGUAACAGCAGUCGAAAGAAAAAUUAUGAAAGUCGUUUCAGUAAUUCUGGCAAAUAUGAGUUCGUUCCUGCUAGUCUAAAGCCCACGUUGUCCGAUUUAACGGAGGAAAGUGAUGUUCAGACGCCGAAACAGCUGAAAUUGAACAAUGCUUGGAUCGACAUUUCUCACAUCGAGGCAGAUAUUUCGGCUCCAAUACUGCUGAUGACUCCUUGUGGGACAUCGACAAAGGAUAAAAUCCCUAAAAGUUCCUUCCGUAAGACGAUUGUUGACUCAGAUGGGGACCGAACUCCAAUUGUUGAAGAUCAACCAGCGGCAAAACGUGCAGCGGAAGAGGAAAAAGAUCCAAAAGCACGAACUUCCUUGUUCAGCGAAGGAUCAAUUCCAACGAAAAACUUUUAUUCAGGCAACGAAACGAAAAAAGAUGACUCUCCAAAUUGCUCAAUUCUCGCUGCCAUUCGUCAAAACAGCAAAAUUGGCAGCAGAUUGAUCAAUAAUCACAAACAAAAGCGUCACAGUUAUCCUUUGACAAUCAAAAAACGUCGUUCCUCGAUCAAUCGAGGCGUUUUUCACAAAAUCCACAAACAACGUACGAGAAAACCGAAAGUCAUUACGCGCAAAAGUGCCGCAAAAAUGACAAAAGAUCAACUUAUCGAAGCAGCAAUGAACAUUAUCGACAAUUCCCCGUUAAAUUCGUACCUAAACUCGUCCCUGGAGGUAACGGAGAACGACAAACGACGUCGCGUCAGUGAAUUACUCAAAAAUAUGACAAAUUCCAUCGAAUUAGCACGUCCCUUGAACAUUGAAGUGCCUCAGCAGAACCCCUUCAAUGACGAUUCAGACGUGGAAAACAAUGAAAAUGCCGAAAAUUUGAAUCAAAACAUCCUUGAUACAACCAUAUCGAACGAAACUCUGUCAAAUCGCAAGUUUUUCAAGUCAAAAACGGAAAAACGAGCAAAAUACGAGAUCAUGAAAGGACAUUCGGCGAUCCUUGAUCAAUCGGGAAAAUUAUCACUUGCAAAAUCCGUGGAGAAACCAAAGAAACGUAAAUUACGAUCGUUGUUUGAUGACGAUUUUGAGUUCGCUGAAGAGCAACAAGAGGUGAACGACAUCUUGAAAAGUCUUGAAGACCCCAAAUUAGGAACUCCCUUGAAGGAAGGUCCCGUAAAUGUUCACCAAAAUUCGUUUAUGUCGCCGACAACGACGCAAAUUUCGAGUUUGGCUUCCAAAUUUGCCGCUUUGAAUCCCGUUUCAGAUCAAAAUUCAACCGAAGAGAGUCAAAAAUUGUUCCCGUUAUUCGAAAAAUCACAGCAAAAAGUCGUGAAUUUAGAGCCAGAACCCAAACGGGUGAAAGUAACGAACGAAUGGCGCCCAAUUGGCGAUGAUCAGUUACAAAUUGACGCGGGACAGAAGGAAUUUGGGGCAAUCGAGUGCAAAACUUGCGGAUUUAUCUACACGCAACACGUUCCCGAAGAUGAAAUGCUUCACCAACAAUUCCAUAAUUCCUGUCAAAUACUCAACUUUAAAGGCUGGGAGAAGGAAAAUCGUUGUUUAGACGUGUAUGAAUGGGGUGUCGCUGGUCGUGUCAUCGCCAUCUCGAAUUCCGAUUCAAAAACCAAAAUGAAUCGAGCGCAGGAAAUUUUGCGACUUGCCGAUAUGGAAUUGGGUUUUGCGCAAAUCCCGCUGCAUCAGAACGCGAUAAUUUUCCUCGCGUGCAACAACAAGGAAAUUAUGGGACUUUGUGUGGCGCAACCCCAAUCGGAAGCCAACAAGCUCAUCAGUGAAUUUGGAAUUGAUUUCUGUUCGUCUGAGACGUAUCCCGUAAAAUGCGGCAUUUCGCGCAUUUGGGUGAAUUCGAGACAUCGACGCAAGGGUGUCGCAUCGAAGCUUUUUGAGGCAGUCAAAGGCAAUUUCAUGUACGGAUGUCGCUUGAACAACGACGAAAUUGCCUUUAGUGCACCGACGGAGAUGGGAAAAGCUUUUGCGGAGAAAAUUAUGGGAAAAAAGGACUUUUAUGUGUACCAGUAAAAUUAAUUUUAGGCUUUGGUGUGCAUUUUUUGUGUGAAUUUGAUGAAAAUUAUUUAGAUUUAAGCAAAUUUAGGGAGCUUUAAACCUUGUUAAAGCCAUAAAGAGGCCAUUCAUGACACAAGCUACUCAGCAAAAAAGACAUUAUCCGUAAAUUUAGAGUAAUUUAUAUCGCAUGACGAAUAAAAAUCUUUAUCAA
This is a messenger RNA of Culicoides brevitarsis, 2580 nucleotides long. It is a transcript of the gene eco, whose product is annotated as N-acetyltransferase ESCO2. The transcript has 4 exons. The coding region runs from base 105 to 2384 and encodes 759 amino acids. Gene Ontology annotation, cellular component: nucleus; chromatin. Gene Ontology annotation, biological process: mitotic sister chromatid cohesion. The record is from RefSeq and is a predicted model, not a curated record. Gene Ontology annotation, molecular function: protein-lysine-acetyltransferase activity. NCBI's taxonomy places the organism in Eukaryota, Metazoa, Arthropoda, Insecta, Diptera, Ceratopogonidae.